AAACGUAAAUUAAAUACCGUUUUUAAGGUUUUACUUGUUUAUAUAAUUUCGAUAGUGUAUUCGUGACCGUUGGAGGUUGCAAUUUCUCGGCUGUAAACCCCCCCCCCCCCACCGCCGAUCGAUCGCCAGGGCAGGUCACACAGUGCAGUUAAUGCAGAGAUUGGAUAACAGGACUGCCACAAUGAGUGCUAAACUUGGUCGUAUUGGAGCCGUACUCAUCGACCUGAGUGGAACAAUGCAUAUAGAAAAUAAUGUUAUUCCUGGUGCAGUGGAAGCAUUACAGAGGUUGCGAAACACCAGGAUACCAUUGAAAUUUGUGACAAAUACGACAAAAGAUUGCAAACGUGUACUUUACGAACAACUGAACCGAUUGGGAUUUGACAUCAGACUUGACGAAAUGUUCACAUCGCUGACGGCUGCGAGGCUACUGGUCGAAGAAAGAAAACUCAGGCCAUUACUGUUAUUACAAGAUAGUGCAUUGGAAGACUUUGAAGGUAUAUCCACUGAUAAUCCUAAUUCUGUUGUUGUGGGGUUAGCACCUGAUUACUUUAACUAUGAUGUCAUAAAUAAGGUAUUCAGGCUAGUUCUUGAAGGCAGCACUCUUAUAGCUGUUCACAAAGCCAGAUACUAUAAAAGGAAUGAUGGAAUGGCCCUGGGACCGGGGCCUUUCGUAGAAGCCAUUGAAUAUGCAACAGAAUCCAAAGCAGUCGUUGUGGGGAAACCCAAAAAGGGAUUCUUCCUCUCAGCCUUGAAAGGAAUGGAAUGCAAACCACAAAAUGCUGUUAUGAUUGGUGAUGAUGUACGAGAUGAUGUGGGAGGUGCGCAACAAGCAGGAAUGCAAGGAAUACUUGUGAAAACAGGCAAGUACCGGGAAAAUGACGAGAUGAAAAUAGAUCCUCCACCGACGGUGACUUGUGAUGACUUCCCAUCUGCUGUAGAAUUAAUUAUUCAAAGUCUUGAGGAAGUUGUGUCAUAG
This is a messenger RNA of Saccoglossus kowalevskii, 976 nucleotides long. Its product is annotated as haloacid dehalogenase-like hydrolase domain-containing protein 2. Gene Ontology annotation, biological process: dephosphorylation. Gene Ontology annotation, molecular function: phosphatase activity. Gene Ontology annotation, cellular component: cytoplasm. NCBI's taxonomy places the organism in Eukaryota, Metazoa, Hemichordata, Enteropneusta, Harrimaniidae. The record is from RefSeq and is a predicted model, not a curated record.